AUAAAAAUGUCGUCUGCGGUGAGAAGUCCGCGGAAAAAGGCAGCAAGUGACACGUCUGAUCCUGAUCGCACCAGCUCACCAUACAGUCUCCGUGAAACAUCUAAAGUUCCAUCGAGAUAUCGUAAUGAAGAACUAUACCUAUCACCGUCUCGCAGUAUCAAACGUACCGGAUCUCCCAAAAAAUCUCCCGCGAAACGCCUGAAUGGAGGUAGAGAUUCUCCUUCAGUGAACUCAUUGACCCGAAACUCAAGUCUAACAAUGCUCGCAAAGGCAGCUCUUGAUUAUGAAUCUUCCAGUUGUGCUUUGGAAUAUAUUUUCCAGCCAAAAGAAGAACGACGCCCUCCACGCAGAGCUCUUGCUCUGUCUCCGCCUCCAGCACCAAGUAAUGAUCUUCUCGCAAAGGAUCUGGAGAUGAUUGAGAUGCAUCAAAACCUUGUAGCAGGUCUUGAUGAUUUAGAUAAUCCUGCGAAUAUGACAAAUGAAGCUGUAGAACAUCGAGAUACACAGUCAUUCUUCAACAUGUUCAGUACAGAUCAAGAACGAAGUGCCAUGAUGAAACAAUUCAAAACGUAUAAAAAUCAAACAAGUGAAGAUGUGAGCACAUUUAUGAGAGCUAAUAUAAAGAAACUCUACAAUUUGCUCCGAUAUAAGAAAGCUCGUCAAUGGGUCAUGUGCGAGUUCUUCUAUUCUGCAAUCGACGAACAAAUUUUCAAAGAAGAAAACGAGUUUGCCACAAUUAUCCGCGAAUCUUUCCCAAAUCUGAAAAAUUGGAAUUUAACGCGUAUUGAGUGGCGGUCGAUUCGAAAACUUCUCGGAAAGCCACGUAGAUGCUCGAAAGUGUUUUUUGAAGAAGAAAGAAUGUACCUGGAAGAGAAAAGAAUGAAGAUUCGAAGUGUCUAUGAAGGAAGUUAUCUUAACGAUCCAUCGAUUGAUCUAAAAGAUCUUCCAGCCAAGCUUCCACGUCCAAUGGUGGUUGGAAAUCGUGUAUUUGCGAGAAUUCGAAAUCCCUACGAUGGAAUUUAUUCUGGAAUUAUUGAUGCUGUCAUUCCGAAAGGAUUCAGAAUUAUUUUUGACAAGCCAGAUAUCCCACCAACACUGGUUAGUGACACGGAAAUACUUCUCGACGGAAAACUUGAUUUGUUGAGUAUCGCCUACUUCAUUGAACAAGCCAACUCUAAGCUUCCAUCAGGCGUUCGUCCAUUUGUAGCAGCAGUUCGUGACUCAUCACAUCCACAUCUUGUUCGUGACGUCCUGGUUUCUCGAAAAAUCGAGAGAAGUGGUGGACCAUUAAUGGGACCGAACGACGAACGAUUAAAUGGAAAAAAUGCAGAAAUGGUUGGAAAUUUCCCGCUGAAAUUCCUUGUGAAUCUUGUGAAACUGACGAAAUUAAUUGAUAUCAAAAAGGGAUUGAUACGACAAUUGAACGAAUUGAAUGCGGAUGCCGAGAUACAAAAUAUGACGUCAGACAAAUAUUCGAAAGCUUUUCAGGAGAAAUACGCCAAAACUAUCAUCGAUCUGGAACAUGUGAAUCAGAAUAUAGAUAUCAAUAUGAAUGGAAUUCAAGAUCACCAUAUGUAUUUCUCUUCGAAUGAUAUUUCAACGUCAAAUAUGAAACCUGAAGCAGUUAGACAAAUGUGCUCUCAACAAGCUGGAAGAUUUGUAGAGCACUGUAAUCAAGGAUUAAAUGUAGAGAAUGUGCAUGCGUUGACACUUAUUCAAUCAUUGACAGCUGUCCUUUUACAGGUUCGCACAAUGGGAACUCAAAAGAUCUCUGCAGUUGAUCUUCAAUCACUUGGUGACGCCAUAUCUGAAAUUCGGACCGCUAUUCACCCCCGCAACGUGGCAUUCUUCCAAGACUACGUUGAAGUUCAUAUGAAACAAUUUCACACAAUUAUGCUCGAAAGUGGAGCACUAGCUGGAACUGUAUCGAACAGAAAAUAACUAAAAGCGUCUCAUUUUGUCCAAAAAAACGCCAACCGGUCCCGUCAGUUUUUGUUUUUCUGAAUAUUCUCAGUUCUCUCAUCUCUGCUCUCUCUCUCUCCCCACCUUCUUCAAUCACUUUGUGUCUUUUCAAAAUUGUACCCGAUCAUGAGACACAUCCCCAUUUUUCUUAUUUUUUAAAAGUAGUUCAACCUUGAUAAUUCGAAUGUGCCAAAAUUCUAUUUUCUUCCUCAUUGUCAUCAUCAUCAUCAUCAGUUUUCGAGAAAAACGAGCCAAAUAACGAAACCCUUGUCAGUUAUACUCCACUAUUUUUUAUUUUACUGACUGUCUAGAAAAUAAAUAAAAUUUUAAAGUUUC
This is a messenger RNA of Caenorhabditis elegans, 2298 nucleotides long. RefSeq names its product Protein lin-9 (gene lin-9). Gene Ontology annotation, biological process: DNA-templated transcription. The record is from RefSeq and is marked reviewed. NCBI's taxonomy places the organism in Eukaryota, Metazoa, Nematoda, Chromadorea, Rhabditida, Rhabditidae. Gene Ontology annotation, cellular component: nucleus; transcription repressor complex. The coding region runs from base 7 to 1941 and encodes 644 amino acids. The transcript is spliced from 9 exons.